This is a messenger RNA of Iphiclides podalirius (scarce swallowtail), 654 nucleotides long. NCBI's taxonomy places the organism in Eukaryota, Metazoa, Arthropoda, Insecta, Lepidoptera, Papilionidae. The record is from the annotation of a GenBank genome assembly.
AUGAGGAGAACUUUGGGGCAUUGCGGAAGUUUGCCUACUCCUGGCAUCGGUGGCGUCUUGCAGCGAGUCGUCAAUUUUUGUGGCGUCAAGCCCCCAAGGCCCAAACUAAAUAAGACUGACACCAACGUGGUGGGAGGAUGCAUCAGGGAGGUGCUAGUAGUGGUGGCAGUCCUCAUCAUCAGGCCGAGCGAUGUUGAACUCGACGUGGCGGAAGCUAAAUUACUGGCGGCGAAGGCCGAGAAAUUUGGCCAUAAAAAUGGCGGCCGACGGAAGGUCGACAAUGCGGGAGUAGUGGUCCAGACCACGACAGCCGAGGGGGCCAAGAGACUUAGGAAUGGGAACCGCAUUCCUUCGAAUGAACCAACUCUUCGAGUGGAGGUCUCCAAGACCAAACCAUCUCAUGCGUGCCUGCGGAACCUGGAUGCCAACCUGGAGCCCAGUGGAAUCCCGAUGGCCUUGCAUGACCAGAACUUUAAAGGUUCAGACUGGACGGCUGAAAAGAUCCAAAAUCAGUGCAGGGUCUUUAAAAGACGCGGCUUCGAGGGGUCCACCACUGCUAUAUUGGAGUGGCAGGUCGUGGAGGAAACCGAUUUCAUUGCCGUCAACUGCUCUAACAAAUGUCAGCAGUACUGUCCAUCCAGAGUGUACAUCCAG